Messenger RNA from Drosophila mauritiana, 1288 nucleotides. RefSeq names its product repressor of RNA polymerase III transcription MAF1 homolog (gene Maf1). The coding region runs from base 483 to 1163 and encodes 226 amino acids. NCBI's taxonomy places the organism in Eukaryota, Metazoa, Arthropoda, Insecta, Diptera, Drosophilidae. The record is from RefSeq and is a predicted model, not a curated record. Gene Ontology annotation, molecular function: RNA polymerase III core binding. The transcript is spliced from 5 exons. Gene Ontology annotation, cellular component: nucleus. Gene Ontology annotation, biological process: negative regulation of transcription by RNA polymerase III.
AAGUUAUUCAAAACUUAUUGCAUUCGACUCUAAUAUAACUCAGAAAAAUGAGUCAAUGAGAAAGUGUAGUGGUCACCGUGAAACAAAUAUAUAUUUCUUAUAAAUCCCUGUAUUUAUUGGAUUUAUGUGUAUAAAUAACUAUGUUUGAUUAACCUAUAUGCUUUGCAUUAUUUAAAUACAUAAAUGGUGGUUAACUAACAACAAACAAGGGUCUACAAAAGGAUAUAUUUCACGGAAGGCAAAUUUACAUUUAUUUUUUAAGGAUCAGCCAGUUGGAUAGCAAACCCAAGAACAAUGCUCAGACUUUUUGAAUCGGAGCGAAUGAUAGCUUGCCUGUUUUAUAUUCAAAUACUUCAAGGAAGAUAUAUUAUAAAUCAACAAAACCUAAUAAGACACAAUUCUGCGUAAUUCUAUAUUCUAUAUAUUGUAACGCUAUCGAUGACUUGAAUUUUUAUGUAUCACUUAAAUUUAAUUCAUAAAUCAUGAAGUUACUUGAAAGUUCACGUUUUGAGGCUAUUAACAACGCUCUUUCUAUUCAAACAAGUGGCAUCACGAUUUUUGGAAGGAUAGAAAGUUACUCAUGCAAAAUGGUUGCGGCCGAGAAAGUAUUGUAUAAACGAUUUACAGCAGAUUCUCAUGGGCAUGACCUUCAGGCGUUAUCACCUCCACAAACGUUGACUGACUUUUCACCCAACUUUCGUCGAAACAACAGUCAAUCUGGAGAUGAAGGCAUAACUCUUUGCGAUACCAUUUCCAGAAAAACAUUGUUUUAUUUAAUUGCUACCUUAAAUGCGUCAUUUGAACCAGACUACGAUUUUUCUGAAGCAAAGUCUCAUGAAUUUAGCAAAGAGCCGUCAUUGCAGUGGGUUAUGAACUCAAUCCAUGCAAAUUUAUCGGCAUUAGCGGGAGAUCAGUAUCAAGCUAUACGUCAACCAUUAUGGUCUGCAGUUGACGACGAAGUGAUCCUAUCAGAGUGUGACAUAUACAGUUAUAAUCCAGAUCUAAGUUGCGAUCCUUUUGGCGAACCAGGCUGCUUGUGGUCAUUUAAUUAUUUCUUUUAUAAUAAGAAAUUAAAACGAAUUGUUUUUUUUACAAGUCGAGCAGUGAAUUCUCUUUACGCCGGUGAAACCUUACCCUUUUCGAUGGAAGAUGAAGUGUACUGAGAAAGUGUUUACACCAGUUUAAAAUAUUUUAAAGCUUCUCUUUUAUUAUUAAAUGUAUCUUUAAAUAAUGUUCAUGUAUGCUUCAUUACAUCAAGUAAUUCGAAACAAAUUCGAAAAAAUACUAA